AUGGAGCUAAAAAGAACAUCUAAUAUUCAGGAUAUUCAGAAACAAGAAUUGACGUCUGACAGAUAUAAAAAAGUAACAAGAGAAAAAGAGAAUAAAUCACCAAAGAGAGGUAAAAAGAAUAUAACAUUUGAUUGCGAAUCUUCUGACACUGAUGAAGAAGUCGUUUAUGCUGAAAGUGACAAUAGUCCCUAUAUUAAUGAAGAAAAGACCAGUAUCACGAGCAAAAUAAAUGACAAAAUAGACCAAAAUUUUAACUUCUUACAAAGGGAACUUGAAAUAAUUAAGGAAACUAACUCCAAACAUGACAAAAGAAUUAGUGCCAUAGAAAAACACAUUAGGCAAAGGAAUGUCAUAUUCUUUGGGGUACAAGAAGGUGAAAAAUCAUAUCAGGAGUUGGAAGGAACCGUGUUACAAACUAUUAAAGACGAGCUUAAGCUGGAAUGUGACAGAAAAGAAUUAGAGACGGUCCGGAGAAUGGGAAAAUACUUAAAAAGCAAAACAAACACAAAACCUACAAAUCCUCCCCCAGAACGACUCGUCACCGCGGGGGUUGUAGACGACCACCCUCCAAACCUAAAAAAAUAUUAUAUAUCUACAUUCAAUCUCAGAUCAUUAGCAAAUGAAGCAAGAAUAGCUGAAUUGGAAUACGCGAUAUCGCAAAUUAAUUGGGACAUUAUCGGUAUAGCUGAAGCGAGAAGACUGGGUUAUAAAAUAGAAGACAGAGGAAGAUAUCUUCUUCAUGGGGAAACAAAAGGAGAGAACGGUGUUGGAUUCCUGGUAAAGAAACAAAACAAUACAGAAGUACAUGAUUUUAUAGCGAUAUCCGAACGUUAA
Molecule: messenger RNA, 834 nt
Organism: Parnassius apollo (apollo)
Lineage: Eukaryota; Metazoa; Arthropoda; Insecta; Lepidoptera; Papilionidae
Source: the annotation of a GenBank genome assembly